UCUCCAAUGGCUAGGCAUGUGUCUGAUUCUCCGCCCAUGGAGACUAGCGGAGCACCAUACCCCUUCCCUCAUCUCUCUCUCCCUCCCUCUCCUCUUCCUUCGCGCCAAUUCAAAUCCCUCCCGCCAAACCCCGCGAACUCUCCCACCAUCUCCUUGCUCGCCAAGGCCACCCACCCCUCCCACCUCCCCCAGAUCCACGCCCACCUCGUCAAGACCGGCGCCGCCCGCAAUAAUUUCUACCUCUCCAAGCUCCUCUCCCUCCUCCUCCGCUUCCGCCGCCUCACCGACGCCCGCCACCUCCUCGACCACGCUGACCGGCCCAACGCCCUCCUGUGGAAUACCCUCCUCAAGGCCUAUGCCCACGAUGGCCUCUUCUUUGAAGCCCUCUCUCUUUACAAACAAAUGCUUCGCAGUGGAGUCACCCCUGACUUCUAUACCUUCCCCUUUGUCCUCAAAGCCUGUGAAGUCCUCUCCACUGGAUGUGCUAUCCAUAGCUCGGUCGUAAAGCUUGGUGUUGAGUCCAAUCUUCAUGUUCGGAAUUCAUUGAUUGCUUUUUACUGCAAAUGUUUUGCUGUCGAGCUGGCUCAGAAGGUGUUUGAUGACAUGGACGAGAGAGAUUUGGUUUCAUAUACUUCGAUGAUUUCAGGGUAUGCUAAGGUUGAGGACAUGGAGCGUGCAAUGCUGCUCUUUGAGGCAAUGCCUGAGAGAGAUUUCGUGUCAUGGGGAGCAAUUAUUUCGGGGUUCAUUCAGAAUGGUUGCCCUGAAGAAGCUUUGUCUCUCUUCCGGGAGAUGCAGUUAUCUGGGGUUCCCCUGAGCGAAGUUGCGAUUGUUAGUAGUAUUUCUUCAUGUGCGAGCUUGGGGUUGAGAAGUUUGGGGCUCUGGCUCCAUGCUCUUGUGGUUAGGCAUGGUCUCGAGAUGAGCGUCUUUGUGGGCACAGCGCUUGUUGACAUGUAUGGCAAGUGUGGGGACUUGGAUAAUGCUCGUCGGAUGUUUCGCUCGAUGACUGAAAAGAGUGUGGCCUCUUGGAAUGCUUUGAUUGGUGGACUUUCUGCGAAUGGAUGUGUUGAGGAAGCCCUAUUGGUCUUUGAAGAAAUGAUAGGAAUGGGAAUCGAACCCAAUUCCGUUACUCUGUCUUGCAUUCUCUCUGCUUGUAGACAUGGAGGACUUGUGGAGAAGGGGCAGUACUAUUUUGAGUACUUGAGUAAGGAGUAUGGGAUUUUGCUGAAUUUGGAUCACUAUGGAUGUAUGGUUGAUUUACUGGGGCGAGCAGGGCUCGUGCAUGAGGCUUAUGAAAUGAUUUGCUCGAUGCCAAUGGAGCCCAAUGAGAUAGCCUGGGGAGCACUGUUAGGAGCUUGUAAGGUUCACAAAAAUCUUGAACUGGCAGAACAAGCACUCAAGAGGCUUGUGGAGCUUGACCCGAGGAAUGGUGGGAACUAUGUGCUACUUUCUAACAUGUAUGCUGAGCUUGGUAGGUGGGAAGAUGUUGAGAAGGUGAGAGUCAUGAUGAGAGGUCAUGGAGUGGAGAAAACCCGAGGUUGUAGCUCUAUUGAGGUGGAUAGUGUGGUUCAUGAGUUUAAUUCAGGUCUUCAGUCCCAUCCUAAUGCUUCAAGAAAUGUACAAGAAGUUGGAAAAAUUGUAUGGUAGAAUGGUAUCUCAGAAUUUACAGUAAAAUGGAGGGUCACUAUGCAAGCAAGCACUUUGUAUACCAUGCUGGGGGCAGAAAUAACAGCAGUUAAAAUCAGCUGGUCUACUCCUUGUGGGUCUGAAUUAAGUUACUGUUGCCCACUGCUCCGUUGGCGGUAUGCGGUAAGUUGUUUUUUCUCCACCCACUGUUCUUUAUCAGCAUCAUGAUCUUUCAAUAAUGGAUAGCUAAACAAGUUCAGGAAUCUAGAUUAGAGUGGAAGUAGGGAUCACUGCUAAAAUGAAGAACUUUAAGAUGAAGGUAAUAAUAAUAUUCCAUGCUCCACAAGGAGAAUAUAGAUGUUGUUCCAAGGGGAGAAGCUGUUCUGUAAUCAUGACAAUGCCUAAUGACAAGAAUUAUCCAUGGAAUUUUGCAAUUUGUGCGGUUA
This is a messenger RNA of Phoenix dactylifera (date palm), 2069 nucleotides long. NCBI's taxonomy places the organism in Eukaryota, Viridiplantae, Streptophyta, Magnoliopsida, Arecales, Arecaceae. The record is from RefSeq and is a predicted model, not a curated record.